Soboliphyme baturini is the source of this 475-nucleotide messenger RNA. NCBI's taxonomy places the organism in Eukaryota, Metazoa, Nematoda, Enoplea, Dioctophymatida, Soboliphymatidae. The record is from the annotation of a GenBank genome assembly.
CUUCAAAAACAAAUGAUGGAAUAUAUGGAAUAUUUCUUGUGUUGUGUGACACUGCUUUCCAAUUUCUACAGUGUUUGCUUUAGUUGUUAGUGAUAUUCAUUUGGAGCCGAACAGUUAUCCAGGUCGAACUCGGCGGCAGUUAGACGAAGACGCAACGGUUGACAAUGUUGAGGAUCGAGUAGAUAUGCCAUUUGAAUAUUCCUUAGAACUAUACUGUGAGCAUGGUGGUUUAGAAAGUGUUUCAUCUGUCGAAGGAGGCAAUGCUCAAGGUAUACGUCGUGCUCCUCGUCGUCGAAGGGAGCCUCGUGCAGGUCGCGGCGGGCGUGGUGGUAGCAGAUCGCCGUAUGUCGGCGAUCAGGGACCCGAUGAAAACACUAGCGCAGGCGGAGGUGGCGGCGGUGGAACCAACAGCGGCGACAACUUCGGCAGCGGCUCGACUAGCGUAACCAAACGGAUCCCUACCGUUCGUUGUUGA